Nothobranchius furzeri (turquoise killifish) is the source of this 15622-nucleotide messenger RNA. It is a transcript of the gene muc5.1, whose product is annotated as mucin 5.1, oligomeric mucus/gel-forming. The record is from RefSeq and is a predicted model, not a curated record. Lineage: Eukaryota; Metazoa; Chordata; Actinopteri; Cyprinodontiformes; Nothobranchiidae. Gene Ontology annotation, molecular function: protein binding. Gene Ontology annotation, cellular component: extracellular matrix.
GUUCACGGGACAGGAACGAUUCAAGGAGCAUGAGAACAGCCAGGAUCCUUCUGGAGUGGGUGAUACCAUGGCUCACCCUGAGCAUUGGAGAGUCUGCAUUCAACAUGGACAUGGAUCAAGUGGCUAAAAAGGUCAUCACCCUGCCACUGAAAAUAGAAGCACUACCACCUCACCAAAACCAGUUCUGCAGCACAUGGGGAAACUUCCACUACAAGACUUUUGAUGGAGAUUUCUUCCAGCUUCCCUCCACUUGUAACUACAUCUUUGCCUCCCAGUGUAAGGCCGACUAUGAGGCCUUCAACAUUCAGGUCCAGCGUCAGGACUUAGAUGGGGAAGUCUCUAUCAAAAGAAUCCUGUUGAAGCUGGAUGGAAUCGUUGUUGAAUUAGCCAACAUGUCAAUCUUUGUUAACAAUGAACCUGUCUCCAUUCCAUUCAGCCAGGGAGGAAUUUCAAUUGAUUCGUCUGUGUCUUAUAUUAAAAUUGAGGCAAAGCUGGGCCUGAUUUUCAUGUGGAAUCAAGAGGAUUCCCUCUGGGUGGAGCUGGAUUCAAAAUUCAACAAUCAAACUUGCGGCCUGUGUGGUGACUUCAAUGGCAUUCAGGAUGAGUUCGACCAGUCAGAGGUUUUUGUAAGUGCUGAAGAUUUUGCAGUGAAGUGGAAACUUGACGGUCCCACUGAAACAUGCAAAGUAAUCACCUCUCCACCACUGGAAAACUGUUCCAAUGAGGUUGACUUCUGCAACAGCCUGCUGACUGGACCUGCAUUCGUCAGCUGCACGCAUCUGAUAGACAGUGACUACUUCAUUGAUGCUUGUGUAAAAGACCUUUGCGCCUGCAGCGGCGACAAGAGUUCAUGCUUGUGCUCCAUCAUGUCGGAGUAUUCCAGACAGUGCGCUCAUGCAGGCGGGAAACCACUGAAGUGGAAGACAAAGGAACUCUGUGCCAAAAAAUGCCCUUUCAACAUGGAAUAUAAGGAAUGUGGUAGUCCCUGCACUGACACCUGCAGACAUCCCCAAAAAAGCCGUAUAUGUGAUCAACACUGCGUGGAUGGGUGCUUCUGUCCAGAGGGAACUGUUUUUGAUGAUAUUUCACGAAGUGGAUGUGUCGCUGUCAGUCAGUGCUCAUGCUUUCACCAUGGCAAAUCCUACAAACCUGGAGAAUCGUACACCAGGGCGUGUAAAACAUGCACUUGUGCGAAUGCUAAGUGGAGCUGUAAGGAGAAGGACUGUCCUGGUAUCUGCUCCAUCACAGGAGGCUCUCACAUCUCCACCUAUGACGAUAACAUCUAUAACUUCCACGGAGACUGUUCAUACGUUUUGUCUAAAGCUUCUGAUGGGAGUUUUAGUGUGUUUGGAGAUUUGAAGCCGUGUGGCAGAUCUGACAAAUCAACGUGCAUGUCCUCCGUGACUCUACUCCAAAACUCCACAACGAUUGAAGUUAAAGACAAUGGGAAAGUCUAUUACAACAAAGUAGAGUGUCAACUUCCUUUCUUCAUGGACGAUGUAACUAUCUUCAGCCCAUCCUCAUUCUUCAUUGUAAUCCACACGACCUUCGGACUUGAACUUGAGAUCCAGCUCAACCCAUUAUUGCAGAUUUACGUAAAAGCCAGUGCAUCCUUGAAGGAAAGCCUGCAGGGACUUUGUGGUGAUUUUAAUGAUAACGCUCAAGAUGACUUCAAAACCACUAACGGAUUGAUCGAGGGUGUAGCUGCAAUCUUUGCCAACACAUGGAAAACACAAAUAACCUGUCCAGAUGUAAACAUAAUACUUGGGGACCCAUGCAUUUUGAGUGUUGAUAAAGAAAAAUAUGCCAAUGACUGGUGCUCACUCUUGACUGAUCGAAGUGGAAUUUUUUCAAUUUGUCAUUUAGAAAUAGACCCAUCGGAUUAUCAAAAAGCUUGUAUUUAUGACACCUGUGCCUGUGAGAACAGCGAGGACUGCAUGUGUGCUGCCUUGUCUGCGUAUGUCCACGCCUGUGCAGCUGAAGGCAUCAAAAUACAUGGAUGGAGAAAAAAUGUCUGCAAUAAAUAUGCAUCUGACUGCCCUUCUCAAUUGGUGUACGAUUACCACAUGACGAGCUGCGGUCGCACCUGCCGCUCUCUGACUCAGUCAGAUGUAACGUGUGGGAUUGAUUUUACCCCAGUCGAUGGUUGUGGCUGUGCUGACGGGACUUAUUUAAACGAGAAAGGAGAGUGUGUGUCAGCUUCUCAGUGCCCCUGUCAUGUAGGAGACACACUGAUACUGUCUGGGCAGGUCACCAAGGUCCAAGGACAAACAUGCUCCUGCCGUGGUGGACAGCUAACAUGUCAAGGAGAACCAGUCAUUCAAUCAUGCGCCUCUCCAAUGGUUUUCUUCAACUGCUCAAAUGCAAAGCCAGGUGAAAAAGGAGCUGAAUGUCAGAACAGCUGCCAGACGUUGGACUCAGAUUGUGUGAGUUCACAUUGUGUCUCAGGCUGUGUGUGUCCUCCUGGCCUACUGUCAGAUGGAAAUGGAGGCUGUGUGAAGGAGAAUGAUUGUCCCUGUCCACAUGAUGGAAAAUCAUACAAUCCAGGAGACACCAUAACUGUUAACUGUAACAAAUGCACUUGCAGUGAAAGGAAAUGGAGUUGCACAGAGAAUGAUUGCGGUGGAACCUGUACCAUGUAUGGAGACGGGAAUUUCAUCACUUUUGAUCAAAAGAAAUUUGCUUACAAAGGCAACUGUGGUUACAUCUUCACUCAGGAUUACUGUGGAGGCAACAUGAAGGGCACCUUCAGGGUCCUGACUGAAAACAUCCCCUGUGUUUCAAGUGAAAGCAUCUGUUCCACCAAUAUCAAACUGUACUUAGGGAGGAAUGAAAUUCUUCUUUCAGACGAAAGUGUCAGAGUUAUCAAUCAAAGCGAAGGUGAGGACAUUCUGUUUAAAGUCCACACUAUGGGUAUAUACAUUGUCAUCGAGGCAAACAACGGUCUUAUUCUGAUUUGGAAUAAGAAGACGACACUCAUGAUUAAACUCAGCUCAUCAUUCAACGGAAAAGUCUGUGGUCUGUGUGGGAACUUUGAUGGCAACAUCAAGAACGAUUUUACCACCAAUGCCAAAGAAAUUGUAGUUGAAACAAUUGAGUUUGGAAACAGCUGGAAAGUGUCAUCUGCCUGUCCAAAUGUAAACACAACACAAGAACCAUGUGCUCUGUACCCUAACAGAGUAGCAUGGGCAUCAAAACACUGCAGCAUCAUCAAGAGUGACGUGUUUUCUGCCUGCCACUUAAAAGUUGAUCCCCAACAAUACUUUGAUUCAUGUGUGAGAGACACAUGUGCCUGUAAUUCGGGAGGAGAUUGUGAGUGUUUCUGCUCAGCUGUUGCAGCCUAUGCAGCUGCCUGUAAUGAAGCCGGAGCCUGUAUUAAGUGGAGAACCCCCACCAUCUGUCCACUCUUCUGUGAUUAUUACAAUCCUGAUGGAGCGUGUGAGUGGCACUAUGCACCUUGUCAAAAACCAUGCAUGAAGACUUGUAAGAAUCCUUCAGGAAAAUGCUACACUCAGCUUCCAGCAUUAGAAGGCUGCUAUCCAAAUUGUCCAAGUGAGCGGCCUUAUUUAGAAGAAGUUACCAUGAAGUGUGUGUCAGAAAAACAAUGUGGCUGCUACGAUGAUGAAGGGAACCAUUAUGAAGAAGGGGAAACGGUUCCAGUGCAAAAUUGUUACAAAUGCAACUGUUUUUCAACAACUACAAAGUGUGAAUACGAUCAAUCUGCAUGUACCUGUGUCUAUAAUGGUCAUAGCUACAAAUAUGGGGAAACUGUUUAUAACACACAUGAUGGAGAUGGAACAUGCAUUACUGGUGUGUGUGGAGUAAAUGGAACUAUUAACAGAAACAUGGAAGUUUGCACUACAACUCCAUUUACACCAACAACAGUCUUUACAUUUACUACAACAGAAACAACUACUGAAAAGCGCACAACUACUCAAGCCAUGACAACAGUUCUGACAUUCUCAACACCAAGAGUUAAAACCUCUACGACACAUUAUGUAGAAACUACAACAAAAGUAAUAACCACUACUCCAAAAACUACAUAUAAAAAAACACCAACAACAACUCUCACACCUACUACAACACCUCAUGUAGAAACCACAACAACACCUCAUGUAGAAACCACAACAACACCUCAUGUAGGAACCACAAAAACAACAAUCACAACAACACCUCAUGUAGAAACCACAACAACGCCUCAUGUAGAAACCACAACACCAAUCACAACACCACCAACUACUACAACAACACCAAUCACGACAACGCCUAUCAACUGCUAUAUUUGUACAUGGUCAGAUUGGAUCAACAAUGACUACCCUCAUCCAGGUCUAGAAGAAGGAGAUUAUGAAACAAUUGCAAAUAUUUCUAAUCCAGAUUUGAGUCGUUGUUCAAAACCUUUGGAAAUUCAGUGUCGAGCUAAAUUCUACAAGGACGUAGAUUUAAAAGACCUAGAUCAAAAAGUAACAUGUGACCCUACAAUUGGGUUGAUUUGUAAUAACAAAGACCAAGAUAUUCCUCCCAUUUGUUAUGAUUAUGAAAUACGAGUAAGGUGUUGUAUUUACAAAGAAACCGAGGACUGCACAACACCACAAAUUACAACACCAUCAACUACAUUGUCACUAAUCCCAACAACACCUCAUGUAGAAACCACAACAACGCCUCAUGUAGAAACCACAACAUCUCGUGUAGAAAUAACAACAACAAUCACAACACCACAAACUACAACACCCAAAACACCAUCAACUACAAAAAAACCCACAACAACACCUCAUGUAGAAAUCACAACAACAUCAAUCACAACAACGCCUCAUGUAGAAACACCAACAACACCUCAUGUAGACACCACAACAACAAUCACAACACCUCAUGUAGAAACCACAACAACAUCAAUCACAACACCUCAUGUAGAAACACCAACAACACCUCAUGUAGAAACCACAACAUCAAUCACAACACCUCAUGUAGAAACCACAACAAUACCUCAUGUAGACACCACAACAACAUCAAUCACAACACCUCAUGUAGAAACACCAACAACACCUCAUGUAGAAACCACAACAACACCUCAUGUAGACACCACAACAACAUCAAUCACAACACCUCAUGUAGAAACACCAACAACACCUCAUGUAGACACCACAACAUCAAUCACAACACCUCAUGUAGAAACACCAACAACACCUCAUGUAGAAACCACAACAUCAAUCACAACACCUCAUGUAGACACCACAACAACACCUCAUGUAGACACCACGACAACACCUCAUGUAGACACCACAACAUCAAUCACAACACCUCAUGUAGAAACCACAACAUCAAUCACAUCACCUCAUGUAGACACCAUAACAUCAAUCACAACACCUCAUGUAGAAACCACAACAUCAAUCACAACGCCUCAUGUAGAAACACCAACAACACCUCAUGUAGACACCACAACAACACCUCAUGUAGACACCACAACAACAUCAAUCACAACACCUCAUGUAGACACCACAACAACAUCAAUCACAACACCUCAUGUAGAAACCACAACAACACCUCAUGUAGACACCACAACAACAUCAAUCACAACACCUCAUGUAGAAACACCAACAACACCUCAUGUAGACACUACAACAACAGCUCAUGUAGAAACACCAACAACACCUCAUGUAGACACUACAACAACACCUCAUGUAGAAACCACAACAUCAAUCACAACACCUCAUGUAGAAACACCAACAACACCUCAUGUAGAAACCACAACAUCAAUCACAACACCUCAUGUAGACACCACAACAACACCUCAUGUAGACACCACGACAACACCUCAUGUAGACACCACAACAUCAAUCACAACACCUCAUGUAGAAACCACAACAUCAAUCACAACACCUCAUGUAGACACCACAACAUCAAUCACAACACCUCAUGUAGAAACCACAACAACACCUCAUGUAGACACCACAACAUCAAUCACAACGUCUCAUGUAGAAACCACAACAACACCUCAUGUAGACACCACAACAUCAAUCACAACGUCUCAUGUAGAAACCACAACAACAUCAAUCACAACGCCUCAUGUAGAAACCACAACAACACCUCAUGUAGACACCACAACAUCAAUCACAACGUCUCAUGUAGAAACCACAACACCAAUCACAACACCACCAACUACUACAACAACACCAAUCACGACAAUGCCUAUCAACUGCUAUAUUUGUACAUGGUCAGAUUGGAUCAACAAUGACUACCCUCAUCCAGGUCGAGAAGAUGGAGAUUAUGAAACAAUUGCAAAUAUUUCUAAUCCAGAUUUGAGUCGUUGUUCAAAACCUUUGGAAAUUCAGUGUCGAGCUAAAUUCUACAAGGACGUAGCUUUAAAAGACCUAGAUCAAAAAGUAACAUGUGACCCUACAAUUGGGUUGAUUUGUAAUAACAAAGACCAAGAUAUUCCUCCCAUUUGUUAUGAUUAUGAAAUACGUGUAAGGUGUUGUAUUUACAAAGAAAUCGAGGACUGCACAACACCACAAAUUACAACACCAUCAACUACAUUGUCACUAAUCCCAACAACACCUCAUGUAGAAACCACAACAUCUCGUGUAGAAAUAACAACAACAAUCACAACACCACAAACUACAACACCCAAAACACCAUCAACUACAAAAAAACCCACAACAACACCUCAUGUAGAAAUCACAACAACAUCAAUCACAACAACGCCUCAUGUAGAAACACCAACAACACCUCAUGUAGACACCACAACAACAAUCACAACACCUCAUGUAGACACCACAACAUCAAUCACAACACCUCAUGUAGAAACCACAUCAACACCUCAUGUAGACACCACAACAACAUCAAUCACAACACCUCAUGUAGAAACACCAACAACACCUCAUGUAGAAACACCAACAACACCUCAUGUAGAAACCACAACAACACCUCAUGUAGACACCACAACAACAUCAAUCACAACACCUCAUGUAGAAACCACAACAACACCUCAUGUAGACACCACAACAACAUCAAUCACAACACCUCAUGUAGAAACCACAACAACACCUCAUGUAGACACCACAACAACAUCAAUCACAACACCUCAUGUAGAAACACCAACAACACUUCAUGUAGAAACCGCAACAUCAAUCACAACACCUCAUGUAGACACCACAACAACACCUCAUGUAGACACCACAACAACAUCAAUCACAACGCCUCAUGUAGAAACCACAACAACAUCAAUCACAACUCCUCAUGUAGAAACCACAACAACACCUCAUGUAGAAACACCAACAACACCUCAUGUAGAAACCACAACAACAUCAAUCACAACGCCUCAUGUAGAAACCACAACAACAUCAAUCACAACACCUCAUGUAGAAACCACAACAUCAAUCACAACACCUCAUGUAGACACCACAACAACACCUCAUGUAGACACCACAACAACACCUCAUGUAGACACCACAACAACAUCAAUCACAACGCCUCAUGUAGAAACCACAACAACAUCAAUCACAACUCCUCAUGUAGAAACCACAACAACACCUCAUGUAGACACCACAACAACAUCAAUCACAACACCUCAUGUAGAAACCACAACAACACCUCAUGUAGACACCACAACAACAUCAAUCACAACACCUCAUGUAGAAACACCAACAACACCUCAUGUAGACACCACAACAACAUCAAUCACAACGCCUCAUGUAGAAACCACAACAACACCUCAUGUAGACACCACAACAACAUCAAUCACAACGCCUCAUGUAGAAACCACAACAACACCUCAUGUAGACACCACAACAACAUCAAUCACAACGCCUCAUGUAGAAACCACAACAACACCUCAUGUAGAAACCACAACAUCAAUCACAACGCCUCAUGUAGAAACCACAACAACACCUCAUGUAGACACCACAACAUCAAUCACAACAACACCGACUACUACAACAACACCAAUCACGACAACGCCUAUCAACUGCUAUAUUUGUACAUGGUCAGAUUGGAUCAACAAUGACUACCCUCAUCCAGGUCUAGAAGAUGGAGAUUAUGAAACAAUUGCAAAUAUUUCUAAUCCAGAUUUGAGUCGUUGUUCAAAACCUUUGGAAAUUCAGUGUCGAGCUAAAUUCUACAAGGACGUAGAUUUAAAAGACCUAGAUCAAAAAGUAACAUGUGACCCUACAAUUGGGUUGAUUUGUAAUAACAAAGACCAAGAUAUUCCUCCCAUUUGUUAUGAUUAUGAAAUACGUGUAAGGUGUUGUAUUUACAAAGAAACCGAGGACUGUACAACACCACAAAUUACAACACCAUCAACUACAUUGUCACUAAUCCCAACAACACCUCAUGUAGAAACAACAACAAUGCCUCAUGUAGGAACCACAACAACAUCAAUCACAACAACGCCUCAUGUAGGAACCACAACACCACCUCAUGUAGAAACAACAACAAUGCCUCAUGUAGGAACCACAACAACAUCAAUCACAACAACGCCUCAUGUAGGAACCACAACAAUGCCUCAUGUAGGAACCACAAAAACAUCAAUCACAACAACACCUCACGUAGAAACCACAACACCUCAUGUAGGAACCACAACAACACCUCAUGUAGGAACCACAACAAUGCCUCAUGUAGGAACCACAACAACACCAAUCACAACAACACCUCAUGUAGGAACCACAACAACGCCUCAUGUAGAAACAACAACAAUGCCUCAUGUAGACACCACAACAACAUCAGUCACAACAACACCUUAUGUAGAAACCACAACAAUGCCUCAUGUAGAAACCACAACAACGCCUCGUGUAGAAACCACAACGACACCUCAUGUAGGAGCCACAACAACAUCAAUCACAACAACACCUCAUGUAGGAACCACAACACCUCAUGUAGGAACCACAACACCUCAUGUAGGAACCACAACAACACCUCAUGUAGGAACCACAACACCUCAUGUAGGAACCACAACAACGCCUCAUGUAGAAACCACAACAACAUCAAUCACAACACCACCUCAUGUAGGAACCACAACACCUCAUGUAGGAACCACAACAACACCUCAUGUAGGAACCACAACACCUCAUGUAGGAACCACAACAAUGCCUCAUGUAGGAACAACAACAAUGCCUCAUGUAGACACCACAACAACAUCAAUCACAACGCCUCAUGAAGAAACCACAACAACACCUCAUGUAGAAACCACAACAACACCUCCUGUAGAAACCACAACACCAUCAAUCACAACAACACCUCAUGUAGGAACCACAACAACGCCUCAUGUAGGAACCACAGCAACAUCAAUCACAACAACAUCUCAUGUAGGAACCACAACAACGCCUCAUGUAGAAACCACAACAACACCUCAUGUAGGCACCACAACAACAUCAAUAACAACAACACCUCAUGUAGGAACCACAACAACGCCUCAUGUAGGAACCACAACACCAAUCACAACACCACCAACUACUACAACAACACCAAUCACGACAACGCCUAUCAACUGCUAUAUUUGUACAUGGUCAGAUUGGAUCAACAAUGACUACCCUCAUCCAGGUCUAGAAGAAGGAGAUUAUGAAACAAUUGCAAAUAUUUCUAAUCCAGAUUUGAGUCGUUGUUCAAAACCUUUGGAAAUUCAGUGUCGAGCUAAAUUCUACAAGGACGUAGCUUUAAAAGACCUAGAUCAAAAAGUAACAUGUGACCCUACAAUUGGAUUGAUUUGUAAUAACAAAGACCAAGAUAUUCCUCCCAUUUGUUAUGAUUAUGAAAUACGUGUAAGGUGUUGUAUUUACAAAGAAACCGAGGACUGCACAACACCACAAAUUACAACACCAUCAACUACAUUGUCACUAAUCCCAACAACACCUCAUGUAGAAACCACAACAACGCCUCAUGUAGAAACCACAACAACACCUCAUGUAGACACCACAACAACAUCAAUCACAACAACGCCUCAUGUAGAAACACCAACAACACCUCAUGUAGAAACCACAACAACACCUCAUGUAGGAACCACAACACCUCAUGUAGGAACCACAACACCUCAUGUAGGCACCACAACAAUGCCUCAUGUAGGAACCACAACAACAUCAAUCACAACAACACCUCAUGUAGGAACCACAACACCUCAUGUAGGAACCACAACAACAUCAAUCACAACAACACCUCAUGUAGAAACCACAACACCUCAUGUAGGAACCACAACACCUCAUGUAGGAACCACAACAACACCUCAUGUAGGAACCACAACAACGCCUCAUUUAGGAACCACAACACCUCAUGUAGGAACCACAACAACACCUCAUGUAGGAACCACAACACCUCAUGUAGGAACCACAACAAUGCCUCAUGUAGGAACCACAACAACAUCAAUCACAACAACACCUCAUGUAGGAACCACAACAAUGCCUCAUGUAGGAACCACAACAACAUCAAUCACAACAACACCUCAUGUAGGAACCACAACAACACCUCAUGUAGGAACCACAACAACGCCUCAUUUAGGAACCACAACACCUCAUGUAGGAACCACAACAACACCUCAUGUAGGAACCACAACACCUCAUGUAGGAACCACAACAAUGCCUCAUGUAGGAACCACAACAACAUCAAUCACAACAACACCUCAUGUAGGAACCACAACACCUCAUGUAGGAACCACAACACCUCAUGUAGGAACCACAACAACAUCAAUCACAACAACACCUCAUGUAGGAACCACAACACCUCAUGUAGGAACCACAACAACACCUCAUGUAGGAACCACAACAAUGCCUCAUUUAGGAACCACAACACCUCAUGUAGGAACCACAACAACACCUCAUGUAGGAACCACAACACCUCAUGUAGGAACCACAACACCUCAUGUAGGAACCACAACAAUGCCUCAUGUAGGAACCACAACAACAUCAAUCACAACAACACCUCAUGUAGGAACCACAACAAUGCCUCAUGUAGGAACCACAACAACAUCAAUCACAACAACACCUCAUGUAGGAACCACAACACCUCAUGUAGGAACCACAACAACAUCAAUCACAACAACACCUCAUGUAGAAACCACAACACCUCAUGUAGGAACCACAACACCUCCUGUAGGAACCACAACACCUCAUGUAGGAACCACAACACCUCAUGUAGAAACCACAACACCUCAUGUAGGAACCACAACACCUCAUGUAGGAACCACAACACCUCCUGUAGGAACCACAACACCUCAUGUAGGAACCACAACACCUCAUGUAGGCACCACAACAAUGCCUCAUGUAGGAACCACAACAACAUCAAUCACAACAACACCUCAUGUAGGAACCACAACACCUCAUGUAGGAACCACAACAACAUCAAUCACAACAACACCUCAUGUAGGAACCACAACACCUCAUGUAGGAACCACAACACCACCUCAUGUAGGAACCACAACAACGCCUCAUUUAGGAACCACAACACCUCAUGUAAGAACCACAACAACACCUCAUGUAGGAACCACAACACCUCAUGUAGGAACCACAACAAUGCCUCAUGUAGGAACCACAACAACAUCAAUCACAACAACACCUCAUGUAGGAACCACAACACCUCAUGUAGGAACCAUGCCUCAUGUAGGAACCACAACAACAUCAAUCACAACAACACCUCAUGUAGGAACCACAACAAUGCCUCAUGUAGGAACCACAACAACAUCAAUCACAACAACACCUCAUGUAGGAACCACAACACCUCAUGUAGGAACCACAACAACAUCAAUCACAACAACACCUCAUGUAGAAACCACAACACCUCAUGUAGGAACCACAACACCUCCUGUAGGAACCACAACACCUCAUGUAGGAACCACAACACCUCAUGUAGAAACCACAACAACGCCUCAUGUAGAAACCACAACAACUCCUCAUGUAGGAACCACAACACCUCAUGUAGGAACCACAACAACGCCUCAUGUAGAAACCACAACAACACCUCAUGUAGGAACCACAACACCUCAUGUAGAAACCACAACAACACCUCAUGUAGAAACCUCAACAACACCUCAUGUAGGAACCACAACACCUCAUGUAGAAACCACAACAACACUUCAUGUAGGAACCACAACAACGCCUCAUGUAGGAACCACAACAACGCCUCAUGUGGAAACCACAACAACACUUCAUGUAGGAACCACAACACCUCAUGUAGAAACCACAACAACACUUCAUGUAGGAACCACAACAACGCCUCAUGUAGGAACCACAACAACACCUCAUGUAGGAACCACAACAACACCUCAUGUAGGAACCACAACACCUCAUGUAGGAACCACAACAAUGCCUCAUGUAGGAACCACAACAACACCUCAUGUAGGAACCACAACACCUCAUGUAGGAACCACAACAACACCUCAUGUAGAAACUACAACAACAUCAAUCACAACACCACCAUCUACAUCAACUCCCACAACAAAAUCAUCCACAACACCUCAUGUAGGAACCACAACACCUCAUGUAGGAACCACAACAACGCCUCAUAUAGAAACCACAACAACACCUCAUGUAGGAACCACAACACCUCAUGUAGGAACCACAACAACACCUCAUGUAGAAACUACAACAACAUCAAUCACAACACCACCAUCUACAUCAACUCCCACAACAAAAUCAUCCACAACACCUUAUGUAGAAACAACACCACCUUCAACAACCACAACAUCAUCAACUACAACAACAUCACCAAUCACGAAAACAACAAUCACAACAACUCUCACUACAACACAUCAUGUAAAAACCACAACACUUGAAAUUAUAACAGGAACUACGGUGUCAACAACACGAUUAAUAGGUCCUGUUGUGAAUGAAACUACAACACAUCAUGUUGUACCAGUAACAACACUCACAACCACACCUACAACAAACCCUCCGACGCACUCAACAAAAGAAUCUACAGAAUGUUCUUGCAAAUACAUGGAUAAAGAUUUCAAACCUGGAAGUCUUAUUUACAAUAAGACUGAUGAAGCAGGCUGGUGUUUCACUGCGUACUGCAAUUCAACAUGUGGUGUUGUAAAACAUUCCAGCCCAUGUCACACUACAACUACCACCACACCACCAUCAACUUCCACUACAACCCCGCUGACACACUCUCCAACUCCAAGAACCACUCAGCGACCUUCCAAUGACUGCCUACUUCUAACUCCACCUAGAAAGAAUGGUGAAACCUGGAUUUCAAACAACUGCACCAAAGAAAAAUGUGAAAAUGGAAAACAAAUCUCAGAAUUUGUUAACUGUUCAACACCAACUGUUCCAGUUUGUGAUAAUGGACACCCACCAGUAAAGGUUUAUGAUGAAAAUCACUGUUGUAUUCAGUAUGAGUGCACCUGUGUUUGCUCAGGCUGGGGAGAUCCUCAUUACAUUACAUUUGAUGGGCAGUAUUACAGUUUCCAGAAGAACUGUACAUACGUCUUGGUCCAAGAAAUUGUGUCCCGAUACAAUUUUAAGGUUCUGAUUGACAACGAGAACUGUGAUGCCACUGGAGCUGUAACCUGUGCCAAAGCCUUGACUGUGUAUUACAAAAACUAUGUAAUCAUUCUUACACAAAAGAGAACUCCGAAAACUGUGAAUAUGGUGUACAUCAAUGGAGUAGAAAAAAUCCCAACCAUCUCCAACAACGACUUCACCAUCACAAGCACAGGAAUCCAGCUGUUACUGAAAAUCCCCCUAAUUAAUGCUGUGAUACAAUUCAAAGGGCUUGUAUUCAGUGUUGAUGUGCCAUUCUCACUUUUCCAUGGUAACACAGAGGGACAGUGUGGUGUCUGUGACAAUAAAAAGACAAAUGACUGCAGAUUAAGGGAUGGCAGCAUUGAUCCAUCAUGCGUAAUAAUGGCGAAUGACUGGCGUGUAUUUGAUGUCAAUAAACCAUACUGUGAGAAACUUCCUCCUCCUCCUCCUCCUCCUCCUCCUCCUCCAUGCAAACCUGUUCUCUGUGAAAUCAUAAUGAGCAGUGUGUUUAAGGAAUGCCAUGGAAAAAUUGCACCAGAACCAUAUUACGAAGCCUGCAAAUUUGACGUUUGCCACAUGCCAAAUUCCACCGUGGGAUGUUCCAGCGUGGAGGUGUAUGCCUUGCUGUGUGCUUCUGCAUCUGUCUGUGUGGACUGGAGAAGCUCUGCAAAUGGAAAGUGUGAUUUUAAGUGUCCAGAAAAUAAAGUCUACCAACCUUGUGGUUCAACUGAUGUACAAACAUGUAAUGCAAGAUUCAACGACAAAGUUGAUCAAUCCUGCAGCCAAGGGGAAAGAGGUUGCAAAAAAUUCACAGAAGGGUGUUUCUGUCCUGAGGGAAAGACCCUGUUCAAUCCAACCUCAAACAUCUGUGUCUCUGCAUGCUGCACUGGACCUGCUGGGGAACCAAAAGAGAUUGGAGAUAAGUGGACAAGCAAUUGUCAGCAGUGUGUUUGUGACAGGAGCUCUUUGAGCGUCUUGUGCACGCCUCUGUCAUGCCCAGCACCAAAACCAAUAAAAUGCACCGAGGACGGCGAGGUGUUGGUAAACAAAACAGUUGACUGCUGUCCAAAUCUGUCAUGUGAGUGCAACAAGGACCUUUGUCCAGUACCGAUGCAGAUUUGUUCUCCUGGUUUUGAGCCUCAUGUCACCGUCUCUAAUGACACCUGCUGCCCUGUCUACAGCUGCGUACCCAAAGGCGUUUGUGUCUACAAUAAUACCGAGUACAAGCCGGGCUCAAACUUCUUUAAGAGCCCAUGUGAGCCAUGCAGCUGCAGCAGCAAACAGGAUCUCAGCAGCAAGCUGAACAUCUUUAAGUGUGAUGUGAUCCAUUGCUCCAACACAUGUGAAAAGGGCUAUGUGCUUGUAGAUCGUCCUGGACAGUGCUGUGGAUCCUGUAAACAGGACAGCUGUAUAUUUAAUGUUCCCGGCAGCAACUCUCCAAUUAUUCUGAAGCCUUCACAGUCGUAUUCACCACCCAGUGACAAAUGCAUCAACUAUGAUUGCCAGAAAACGAAAGAAGAGUUUGUAGUUUCUAUAAACAAAACAAUAUGUCCAGACUAUGAUCCAGACAACUGUGUCCCAGGAACAGAGAAAAGUGAUGCAAAUGGAUGUUGCAAAUCUUGUACUCCUCGCUACAGCUGUCAGCUGAACAGGACCACCACCUACCUGAAGACUAAAGAUUGCACAUCGACUGUUCCUGUGGAGCUCACAGCCUGCGAGGGAUCAUGUGGAGACUCCUGGUCAAAGUACUCAGCAGAAGCCAACGCUGUGAUGCAUUCAUGUUCCUGCUGUCAAGAGAAGACCACCAGCAUGAAGAAGGUGGACAUGCUGUGCUCUAACGGCAACAGAAUCAGUCACUCCUACAUCUCAGUGGACAGUUGUGGCUGUGAAGUCGCUAAAUGUAAAGAGAACAGCAAACGUUGAUGUGAAACCUGAAACAUUAAAAUGUGUGGAGACAGUUACAAAAUAUUUUAAAAGUUCUGGAAGAGCUAACAUGGAAAUGCAUUGAAAUGCUCAGGUGUGUGAGUAUUAAACUAAUCAAAAAGGGGCUGGGGGUGCAGGUUAAAGUUAUUUUUUAAAGCUUUUUUUCCAACUAUCAUUCUUUUCUUUAAACCAUAAUAUUACGUUUCUGUAUCUUGUUUCAAACUUUCAGCGUCAAUAAAUUUCUAAUUGCAUCGUAA